AUGGGCAAGACAAGCAUAAGUCCAAUCUCUCUAAUCAUAUUUAGUUACAUUGGGCGAAGAGGAGCAAAAAGAGUGAUGGCUGGGGCAUUCAAAAAGUGCAUGAUGCUGUGUUGUACUAGCAAGAUUGUCUCGAAGGAAGACAUGGCUGCAGAAUCAUACGAUGAAACCAUCGCAUCGCUGACCAAGCUUAUCCAGGAGAAAGUUGAGCUAGGCAGCAUCGCGGCCGUUAGGAUCAGGGAGCUCACGGCGGAGUUAGAGGCAACCGCUGCAAAACCGUUUAACCCGGAUGAGAGGAUCCGAUCCGGCUUCAUUCAAUUCAAAACUGAGAAAUUCGAAAAAAAUCCUGAUCUGUACAGUGAACUUGCCAAAGGUCAGAGUCCAAAGUUUAUGGUGUUUGCUUGCUCAGAUUCAAGGGUUUGUCCUUCCCACAUUUUGGAUUUCCAACCAGGUGAAGCUUUUGUGGUCAGAAACAUCGCCAACAUGGUUCCACCAUAUGACAAGACCAAGUAUUCGGGAGCAGGGGCGGCCAUUGAAUAUGCUGUACUACAUUUAAAGGUGGAGAAUAUUGUAGUAAUUGGACACAGCUGCUGUGGAGGUAUCAAGGGUCUCAUGUCUAUCCCAGAUGAUGGCACCAUCGCAAGUGACUUCAUAGAAAAUUGGGUCCAAAUAUGUAAUCCAGCAAAGUCCAAGAUUAAAACAGAUACAAGCAGCUUAAGCUUCGCAGAGCAGUGUACAAACUGUGAAAAGGAAGCUGUGAAUGUAUCUCUUGGAAACUUAUUGACCUAUUCAUUUGUGAGAGAAGCUGUUCUGAAGAAAACACUUGCUUUGAAAGGAGCACAUUACAAUUUUGUUAAUGGCACUUUUGAGCUGUGGGAUUUGAACUACAAUGUUUUGCCCUCUCUGGCCGUUUAA
Messenger RNA from Vicia faba (fava bean), 912 nucleotides. The record is from the annotation of a GenBank genome assembly. Lineage: Eukaryota; Viridiplantae; Streptophyta; Magnoliopsida; Fabales; Fabaceae.